AUGCGGCUGGCAUCAAUGUAUCCGAAAUCAUGUCAAAUUAUGCAGGUGUGAUAAUUCCAAAAUACAGCUUGGAACGUUUCAUGCACUACGAUUUUGAAGACGGAUAGGGUCCAGGUCAUCGAAAUGAGUUGUUCAAUGGUUGAAUUUUGACUUAAGAAUAUUUUAAAAUGUAUAACGAACAUGUCAGUUGAUGAUUUAGCAUUGUUUUGAUAUUUUACAGAACAUUUUUGAAGAUUCUUACAAUUAGAAAGUUUUGAAACUUUUCAUUAACAGCAACUCAAAGAAAUAUGUCGUUUAUCGAUUCAAGAGAAAACAUAAAUGAAGCAGAAGAAAUAUCUAUGUCUUAUUUCACGUUCGAAGACACGGAGAGCUUUGGUGACAGUUUGACAGAACCCACAGCUGAUGCAGAAACACCGGACCUGGAGGCGGAGCCUGAUGGAUGUGACCAACAGAGCACGGAUGACCACACCUACAAUCAAGCACCCCUCAGUUAUGAGCUUCAGCAGGGUCUUAGAAUUCUAAAAGAAUUAAUGUCAGAUUCCAACAAAUCUGUCAACUGGCACUUUCUGGAGCCUGUUGAUGACAGUCACCCAGAAACAGCUGACUAUUAUGGAAAAAUUAAAAAGCCUAUCUGGUUUGGAAAAAUGAAAGAAAAGUUUGACAACAGAGAGUAUGGAUCUAUAACUCAGUUUGUUGGAGAUUUUCGCCAGAUGUUGGAAAACUGUUACAGAUUCAAUGGACCAGAUCAUUUUGUCUCUAAAAGGGCACAGAAGCUAGAAACAAUGAUGGAACAGAAAUUAAAUUUGUUGUCUCGAGACUUAAGAGAGAAGACAAGUAUUUCUGCUACUUCUGGACAACAACAAGAUGAUUCAUUCCCAAUGAUACCAGGUAUGAGACGAAGGUCAAGGGCUGUCAUCCCACAUGAUUCCACAGCUUUGUUAAAUCAGCUCAGAGUAGAGGAACUCCAAAAGGGAAGAGAUGCUAGAAAAAAACAGAUGUUAGACAGGAAGGCUGUUUUGGAAUCUCACAUUCAGGGGAUGAUGGAGUGGGAAGAUAAGUUGAUGGAAGGUCAAAGAGAAAAUGUCAAGGCCAUGUGGGAGUUGCCAUCCAUAGGAUUGCUGUUAUUCCUUUGUCAUUACCCACUAAACAUUGGAGAGGUUGCACAGUUUGAGCUAGAGAGGUGUCUGUUCAUGCCAAGAGAAAGUUCUACUCUACAGAGAGUGAUGACAACCUUACUGAGUACACCAUUCCAAAGACACAAGUUAGACAGAACUGGUAUAAUGCCAUACAGAGUGUGGAAUGAAAAGUUACGAGACAGAAUGGCUCCAUGGUUUAAACUUCUCAAAGACUCACAAGAUCUUUACAAAGUAGCUGACAAAUUUGGUAUAGAUCCAUACCUGUUUCAAGUUGUUGGGAAGAAAAAUCCAUUGAGGAGGAGGAAAUUCCAUGAGCUAAGUUUGUACAAGAAAGUUUGGAUAUUGAAGAGCUUAUGUGACAAUGUGGUGGAAAAUCAAGAAUCGUUAGUAAAAACCAUUGAAUCACAGUAUCCUGAUGAACAGAAGGAAUACAAGCUAGGAGAAGAUGCAGAUGGCAAUACAUAUAUUCAUUUCCCACAAUUCUGUGGAGUUGAUGUCCGUAUCUACAGACAAGCUUACAUUCCCGAACCAGAAUUUGAUGAAACAGAGCAAGAGAUGGAAGAGGAUGAUGUAGAAGAAGAAACAACCAAGUCAGCCAGGAAGAGAAAAUCAGUAUAUAAGAAAGAGAGAAGAGACAGAUCGAAGAGUAAGGAGAAAACACCAAUUCCUAAGAAAAAACCAAAGACUGUGAAAACCUUAGCAUCAGAAAUACCAGCACCAUCUACCAGUCGUCCAAGUAGAUUGAGACAGACACCAAAAACUGUUUUACCUGUAACAACUAAUGAAGAGUCAUCAACUGAUGAAGAUGAAAUUGAAAGUACAGACGAUGAAGCAAGUGAAGGUGAAAGUACAUGUAAGAGUGAGUCGGAAGAACCAGAAGGAUGCACGGAUAGUGGUGUGGAUAAUAAUACUCCUUUUAAAAAUAUUCUCAGGAACCGGAUUAUGGACAGGGAUAAUUUCAGUGAGACUUCCUCAUUAGAUAGUAAUGAUAUAUGGAGUGUUAAACGAACUAGAUCGGGAAGAAUAAGAUAUAAUGGUGCAAUGAGAAUGAAUAAUGACCUUGCAUUAGUGAAUGAAAAUUCUUAUGACCUUGAAAGUACGUUUUCAGAAAAUAGCAAUGCAGGUUCUAUAGAUAUGAAUAAGUUUAAGAAAGGUACAAAAACUAGUCGUACAGAUUUUAACGGGUUAAAUUUGGCAAAGAAUUUCAAUGGUUUAAGUGAAAACGACGAUAGUGAUGUGUGCCAUAAACCUGUUGAUGAAACGGGCGAUUGUUCAUCAUCAAACAGUGAAAUGAUCUCAAAAACUCAAAAUUCAAAUAGUGAAAAUCCAAACAGUAUUUGUUCUAGUACACAAAAUAUAAGUUCCGAGGAGUGUGAUAUUCAAAAACGAGAAACUAGUUGUUUUGAGGGUAGUAAUCAAAAUUACACGACAACAAGACCAGUGGACUUGAAUGAGGAUAGUAGCACUUCAAACGAUUUUUCAGAAAUUGACAGCCAAGAUAGUGCCUUUGAUGGCAAUAAUUCAGAGUAUUCGUCUCAACAUAAAAGUGAUAUUAUGACGCUUAACCGAAUAUUUGAUCAGAAAACGGGUGACAAAAUGUUUGAAGACAGUGACACGAAUUCAUCAUUUAAUGUGAAAUGUGAUAGUCCAUCUGAUCACAGGCAAACUUCUGAUUCUCCUCAACAUCUGGCAGCAAAAACUUCUGCUGAUCAAUCAACUGUGGGCAAUAUCUUGCAAGAAUCUGUCUCAUCUGAGGCUUAUAUUUGUGAAAAGAAUGAAAAAGCAAGGGAAACAACUCCAUGUAAGGAGAUUGAUGAAAAGGAAGUUAUUGUAAGGGAAGCAACUCCGUGUAAAGAAUUAAGUGAUGGUGCUGAUACGGACACUGAGUUUGAUGAGGAAAAGAUGUUAACCGACAAUAAAGAAAAGUUUGAGGAUAAAAGUAAGUUAUUGACAUUAAAGAAAAACACAUCUUGUCAUGCUAGUAUUGAUGGUUUGAACUCUGACACAGAGCAUAAUUCAUUUGAUGAAAGGACUGUAGAGGUUAAAACUGAACCUUGUGAUGUAACUGAAGUUGAAAUAAAAGAGGAGAAUUCAGACAAAUUGGAUGAUGAAUCAAUAGACUUAAAAGUGCAAGAGGAUUCUGAAGAAUUAAAAACUGCGAAAACUGAGGAAUGUUCAAAUUUGCAAAUAAAAAAAGAGAAGGAUGAAAAUGGUCCAGAAGGUAAUCAAGGUAAUGGGGUAACUGAGACAGACAACAUGGUGUCCCUUGUCAAGGAGGAGGUUAAAGAUGAAAUGGAAGAUCAGACAGGAGUGAAAAGAGAAAACAACUUAGAAGAAGAAAAGAAGGAUCAAGCAGAAGUGAAAGAAGAAAUGGAAGAAAUAAAGGAGGAAGUUACAGAAUCAGAUGAUGAAGAGGAUGAAAGUGAUUUGGUCACUGGUCCAGAGAUUGGUCCUUUAGAGUUGAUAGCAGAAAGUGUUGAAGAUCUACGGAAUUUGGUGGAGAAAUUUGCUGAACCAGAACCAUAUACUGUUGGCAGAGGAAAGAAAACAAGGGUUGUUAAACCUCCAGCAAGAAAAAGAUGUGUAGUCCAGUUACAUAACAGAUUGUGCUACCUGCUGAAAGAGUUAGAACCAUGGGAGCAAAAACUCAUUCAAGCCACAAAGAAAGCUAGACUCAAAAUGAAGAAAGAGUAUGAAUGUUAUGAUGAAAAGGAUGAUGAUGGUUGGGAGUCUGAUCACUCAGAAUCAACAAACUCAGCUACCGAAGAUACAGGCAUGGAUGUAGAUUCAGCACAAAAGCCUCGACAACCAAGUAUUCCUAAAGAUUUCUUGAUGUCACAGAAUGAUGAUAGUAGAACAUCGGAAGACUGUGGAGAAUGGGAUAUCAGUUUAAGAGGUAGGAUUAGAAAGAGACGAAUUAUACCGAACAAUGUUGAAGAUCAAGGCUUGUCUAAGAAGCGCAAAACUGAAACCACACCUACUACAACAUCAGCACAAGUGCCAAACAAGUCGGAUCAGAGUUCACCAAACAUGGUUUCCUUGGUGACAAGCAGUGCUAGUCAUUUACUGCUGCACACAUCAGGAGGUCAGACUUACUACACUGGGUUAAAUCAGCAGUCACUUAGCAGUCUCAGAAUGUUAUCACACACUAAGCAAACGGCCCAUCCCAUAAUACAGCAAUUACUACGACAACCAGGGAUGGACUCUCCAAGACCUUUAGCCAGUUCUUCUGUUGAAGAUACCUCUCAAAACAAAUCCGUAGCAUCAAAGAACAUAAAAAAGGCAACUACACCUCAGAAAUUGCCUGUGUCAACACCAAAAGUAGCACAGCCUCCUGGAAAAGUUCAAUACUUUGCUGCUAACAUUAACAGUUUACCUCCAGCUGUCAUUCAGCAGUUGAUAAAGUCAAAUGCUUUGUCUAUACAGGCAGGAAAUAGUCAGCAGGGGAUGAUUUUGUUAACAGCUGUCAAUCCAGCAGAGCCUGGAUGUGCCCCCGGAGCUAAGGCAACACUUACUUUACAAAAUCCAGUGACAGCUAAAACUACCAGUCCGUCUCAACAAACAACAUCUUUAUCACAGACUGUUGCAACAAUAGAUGGAACCUCAGCAAAUAUUGACAAGGUGGCAGCGGUUGUCACAGAAAGUCAAGUUGAGACAAACAAGUUAAUGAAAAAUGUUUUAACUACUGAACAUUCUCAACAGAAGCCAACCAUACCUGUGGCAAAUGCACAGAUGUCUUUGGCCCCAGGGAAAAAUGUGCAACAGAAUAAAUUUGCUAAUUUUGCAAAAACUAUACAUGCCACGCCUGCUACACCACAAUCAGUUGUGUCAACUGUUCAGACUGUCCAGUCUACAACAUUCACUCAACAAAAGCAUGUAGCACCAACUGUUCCCAUAUCAGUGCCAAGGACAUCCCAACCUAAAAUGAUUAUUCAGCAGAGUCCUACAGUACUACCUGUGGCAAAUCAAGGUCUGAGAUUGCAGAAUUUUGGUGGUGUCAAUGUGAUCAAUCCUGGGGGAUAUGUUCUGAAUACUGGACAGAAUCAAGGUGUGGCACUCAAUUUGAACCCUACUCUGAAUAUCGGCAGUCAAGGAACCGUGAACCUUAAUACAGGUCAAAGUGCAAUGAAUAUUGGUGGUCAGGGUUUAACCCUUCAGCAGAUUCAGGCAUUGGCUUUACAAGGUAUUAAUUUGCAGGGAAUAUCUCUACAAGGUUCAAAUAUAAUUGUACAGCCAAAUGCUGGUUUGAGAAUCCAGACACCUGUGAGUGUUCAUGGACAGCAAGUCGUAGUAUCAACAAUUGCAGGAACAGUUCAGAAUGCGGGGACUUUGACAAACUCCAAUUUAGUUUCAGUUCCGGUGCAAGGGACAGUUUUGUCUCAUAAAAUAAAUAGCAGUCCAACCGAUGCUGGCUUAAAUUUAUUAAAUCCAGUAUCUUGUUCAAUUGGAGAAAUUUGUCCACCUAUAAGUCCAGUAAUUGGAUCAGGGCAGGCAAGUAAGGACUUGAAUACCAUAAAUUAUCCAGGAAGUGUUUUGACUGAUUUUCCAAAUUCUCCAAUGUUUGGGCUACAGAUUUCACCUGGGAGAACACAAUGCAAGUAUGCAAGCAAUGUGACAGUGAAAACAUUACUAGAAGCUAGAAAACCGUCUUUUACUGAAACAUCCCCAGAGAACCAUGGAACUAUUGUUGUACAAUCAACCGCAACUGGAAUAAAGAAAUUGAAACUGCCAAGCAAAGCUGCUUUAGAUUCUGCCAUACAAACUGUUGUGACUGAGGUAAAAACAUCUUUACCUACCGCUAACAUUAAAGUGCCGUCCCCGGUGACAAUGCCAUCAAUUCAGCCUAGACGUAACAUUACUAAAACUAUACAAAGUAUGAAAGUUCCUAUUCCAACUACACCAAAAGUAGAAACUAAAUCAAAUGUACCCAUAAAUAUACAGGUGUCGCCACCAAACUAUGUACAGCCUAUGUCUCCUGCUAUUGGACAGUCAAAUAUUACUCUUGGUACACCAGUGCAGUCGGGGCAGCCUAACCUUGCCUUGGCUAGUCCAAUACAAUCUGGGAUUUUGAACAUGAAUCAGGUGAACAAUGCAGGUCAAAUAAUGUUGACAAAUUUUAAAUCAAAUACGAAUAUUCCCACCGGACAGAAUGUUGUUCAAGGUUAUUUGACCCCGCAAGGUCUUAUAAUACCAUCAGCAAAUCUGAAAAACUUUCAAAAUAUGCAGAAAACUGUCAGUUCUAAUGUUAUUGGAAAUUCAUUAACAAGUGUUGAACCUGCAUCUCCUUUAUUAGUAAAUUCUUCUCAGAUUGGGGCAUCAUCAUUAGCAAGUUUGCAGUCAAAUUCUCUGAUCUUUGGUGCAUCUAGUAUAACUGAUAAGAAUGAGUUAAAACAUUUACAAAAUGUGCAAGACUUGCGGAAUAUUGCAGCCAUUAAUUCAAAUAUUAUUCCUCAGAUUGGAUCUCAGCAGUUUGUACAAAAGCCUAUGGGAUUAUCUGUCGCAGGCAAUCAACUUCAGUCUGGAAACUUUGUUUAUCUUUCUCCGUCAGCAAAUGUGCAACAAGGAUCUCAAAUUCUAUUAAACACAAAUCAACCAUUGACAUCAUUUAGUACAUCAGUUAAGCCACAGAUUUCAGCUACUGGUUCUUUGAAUACACAGCCGGGAACAAUUGGUGCAGCUCAAAUUCAGCGUAGUGCAAGUUACGAAUCAAAUGCUGAAAAUUGCGAUCUAAGGCCUGUUAUUUCAUUGCCACUUGGAGCUCAGAAGAAAGACACAACAAAGAGCACAAUCAUGUCAUUGCCUCUUGCUUCAGUUAAGGCUGACUGUGUCACUAGUUCAGUUAGUUCUCUACCAUUAGCUUCUGUGAGAGCUGAAGAUGCAAGUCACAACCUGACAAAAAGUCAAGUUCCCAUGCUAAAUACGUUUGGGAGUAAUGCAACUUUAUUGAGUCACUUGAAUAGUCCUAUAUUAAAAACUAAUGUUAACCAUUUUGCAACUUCUAAAAGUGAUGGAAUGAGACCACCAAGUGCUGUGUCCUCAUCUGUUGGUCAAAAUAAUUUGUCAGAUGGAAAAACCAAUAUUCAGCAGUCAUAUGUCAAAGAGAUGACUCUUGGUCAAAAAUCUGUUCUGUUAAGCCCACAAACCAGACAGGUACCAAUAUUAUUAAAUCAACAGGGAUCCAGUUCGGAAAUUAUGAAACAACUGGCAGCUGCUCAAGUGUUAGGAACACCAGUUAAACAGAUAUCGAAAUUACAAAAUUCCAAUGUAGCUUUAGCCAAUGGUAAUAAACUUGUCAUCCAAGUUCCUGGACAGUCAAAUGUUUCAACACCACAGUAUGAAAAUAAGAGGAUGUUGCAAAUACAAGGACAGAUGCAGAAUAAUACAAGCACAGGGAGUGCUGGUAAAUUGGUCAUACCUGUAUCAAGACCUACAGUUUCUACCCCUGCUCCAACUAAUAUUACAAGUACCAUGUCUGGACUGAAAACAAUUACUUCACUGCCAAAUAAGGUAAUGAUACAGGUACCCGGACAGCCCCAGUCGGGUGGUCCAAUGCUUCUCAUAUCGCCACAGAAACAAUUCAUACUUGGUUCUCAGACCGUGCAAAAAUCUACAGCGAAUAAUGUGUCGCAGACACUGUCAUUACCUUCUACGUCUGGUCAGGUGACGAAUAUUCAAAAACCUGUAGCGCAACCAAAGGACCAAGUGUAUCUUCGUGCAUCUGCACCAAAUCUUGGUAAAAGUGUGGACUUUCCUGUAUUAAAAGGACAAAAUGUGGAAAAUAUUUUCAAGUUUCCCAAUACAUCUGUAAAUAACUCUAAUAUUCAACAAACAUCUGUGCAAGGUGUUGCUAAUAAUGCCAUGAAUUCUCAUGUGGUGCCAAAAGGUGGUACUGGUUUGCAAGUAGGAAAUAGAACGACAAUAACUACAAAUUCAGAAAUCCCAUAUUCAAAUUUAAAACCAAGUUUACAAACAACUGUAACUCAGUCUCCAGCAAAAUCACCAACAACUCCACAGAAAUUGUUUUUGUACAAUAUAAAUGGACAGUUGGUGACAGCUCAAGGUGUACCUGUUACUGUAGACAAUGGUAUACUGAAAAUAUUACCGCAACCUAAAAUCCAAAUGUCAAAUUUCAACUUGCCGAAAAGUCCACCUGCUGCCUCAAAACCUCAUGGCAAUGUACCGAUUUCACCAAAACCAGGACAGCCAAUUGUCAAUACACAGCAGGCUUAUUUGAAUGUUCUCUCAAGUACAAAUAGUGCUCUGUCAUCAGCAUCAUUACCACAGUAUUCUAAAAGUCAGACUUUACCAGGUCUAGGUCAAAAUGUGUCAGAUUCACUUCCCACCAAUCAGUUCUUGGCAGGAAUAGGAACGCAGCAGCCGAAAUCUGUUGUCAGGAAUUUGAAUUCAAAUUUAACCUUUGUGACAUCAAAUUGCACUGCUAGUAGUAAUAUGAAACAUAAUAUGGCUGUUUCAAAUUCUACAGCCGGACAAAACAUGAAUGUUAGCGGAAUGUUACCACAUGAUUCCAUCAAUACAAAACCGUCUCAUCGAUUUGUUGUUAUGCCAGAAACUGGUGGACAGACACAAAUUGUAUUUCCUCAACCAAACAUUCAUUCCAGUAAGGCUUUAGUAAACACUGUACAUAGUGCAUCCUCGUCCAUUAUGUCAUUGUCAUCUGCCAACUCGCCAAUCGUAGCAGUCCAGACUGCAUCACCAUCCGUCAAUUCACAGAUCAUCAAAAAGUCAUUUGUACAAAGUUCACCGGUCAUUUCCAGUCAGACUUCGAAAGUAAUUAAUGCAGCACAAAAAUUUGUUAACUCCGUCAAUAUGAAUCAUCAUAAUAAUAUAAACGGUCAAAAUGUUGUCACGACUAAUCCCGCUACAGUUAAAAACACGACCAAAUCCAACAGUAGCAGCACUGUGGAUGCAGAAGAGGCGGCACUCAACUUGUUAUCAUUAGCCAAUCAGAGAUUCUCAUCUUAGUAUGCCUAAAAUAUUCAGUGUAUUAUAACAUGGUAGCAAUAGUGGUGAUUUAUUUUUGUUUCUUUGUGUUUGGACGGUACUGUAAAUUCAGAAAUAGUUGUGUGCAUUUAUUAAUGAAAUAUUUGAUCAUCCAUUAUAAAGUUUGCUAGAUUAACUAUGGGAAUUCAGGAAUCGCUGCAUACAAAUAGUGCUAUCAUGAAUGUGCUACUCAUAUUAAUUCUUUUCCAUAUUAGCAAAUACAUCAUACAAUUUCUGAGUUUACAGAACUUUUUUGGAUUCCAAUUUUCAUGACUCGUAGGAAAAUUUUCAGUUCUUUCUUUCCAAUUUCAUGGUUAUUAGACUUCAAAAACUAUAGAUUUGCAAAUUAAUGUAUGAUUGAUGCAAAUGAUCAAAAUUUUAUGACCUAUGAAGUUGAUUAAUGAUACUUGUGUAUAACUAUAUAUUUUUUUAAGUUAUAUAUGAUGAAAUAGACUGUGCAUAUAAUUAUUUUCUUUUUUUCUAAUUUAUUAUUAAAUUUUCAUGUCAGGUGUUAAAAAAGGUAAAAACUUCAUGAAGACAAUGUUUUUUAUGGUGAAAAUAGCAACCAUGAUAACAUAAACAUUCCAAAUAAAUAUAGGAAAUUUAUUAAGAUUGGAACACAAAAUUAUCACUUUUACAAAUUCCUCGUCUUACAUGUCUAAAGUUUAAGUUAGAUUCAUUGGUAACGACAAUCAUAGGAAAUUGUUUGAUACAUUAGUUGUUACCAGUAUCACGAUCUGUACUUUAUCCAUAUUUUCUUGUAAAUUGCAAUUUAUUUUCUGCAACUGGUCAACUGACCAAGCAAUAUUAAUUUCAACACCAUUUCAUUUUUAAUAGGUUUUUAUUAAAUAGAAAUUGACCAACUGCAGGAAGUUAUGGACUAGGUAGAAAUGUUUGCAAAGGGAGAUAAUAUCAUGUAAAGUAUCAUUUAAAUGUAUAUGACUGCUUUCUUGGAAAACCACAACAUUUUCUCAGUUUAUGAAAAUUGGUGUCCAUGAAAUUUGUUAAUCCACAGUAUUUCAGUGUAAAAUUCUUGAAUGGGCAUUAUUAUUAGUUCUAGUUCUUAUCAAUGUCAUUUGUAAAUACAUUGUAAACUGAAAAGGCUAUUUUGAUAUAAAUCUAUUCCAAGUUUCAGAAUCCAAAGGAUGAUGGGUAAUUUCACUGUUUGUACACCAAAAUGAAAAUGCUGUCACAUCAUUGGUUAAAUAUCAAUUGUUUUGGAUAUUAUUAGCCAAUGAUAACACUUUUUGAGUAGCUUUUUACACUAUCACCCAUCAUGUGGGUAAUUUCAUUGUUAGUACAUCAAAAUGAAAAUGCUGUAAUUUCACUGUUUGUACACCAAAAUGAAAAUGCUGUCACACCAUUGGUUGAAUAUCAAUUAUUAAGGAUAUUAUUAGCCAAUGAUAACAUUUUUUGAGUAGCUUUUUACAAAAUUACCCAAAAUCCUUUAGAUACAGAAAUUGGGAAUUUGUUAUGUUACUGAAUCAUCGGAAGGCAUUUUUGUCAAUUUUCUGAGUUUUCCAUUGCGUUAAAUUCAGUACUAUUCUGACACUUCCCUUUGAGUUUAUUAUGAUCUGUGCCAUGUAUUUUCAAAAUGUUCAGUAUAGUUGUUGUUUUAUGUUUUUUGAAAAUCGAAGACUAAUUUUAAAAUGCAUAACACAUGACUUAACAGAUCUGGGUUGACUGCAAGUGUAAUGUCUUAACAGUACUGAUUUUUAUGCAAAAAAAAAAAUCUGAAAGAGAUCUUAAAUGUUAAUUAGACCUUCCAUUCUUAUGUUCAGACAUUUCCGAUCACUUUAGGUCAAGAUUGCCAGUUCAGUCCUAACACAUGGAUGUCCUGGAAGGUAUGCACAUUUAUCAUAUAUAUGAGUAGGAGUAUGUUUUUUUCUGUUGCAGAAUGAGAUAUUCAAUUUUUGUAUAAAGUUAUGAAAUUCACAUUAUACUAUUUAGUGCUUUCAAAGUGUUUGUUUGCUUACUAUUUGUUUGAUGCAAAUUGUUUAUUUUAUUUUUUGUUGAAUCUAUCGAUAUUUAAUAUUUUUAAGUAAACGAAAACCUUUUUUUUUUCAAAGUUUAAACUGGUGAUUCUUAUGAUACUGGAAAUAAGUAAAAUGAUGUGUCCAUUCAUUAAUGCAAAUCAUGAAAAGUUUAAUAAAGUUAAAAACCGAUUUGAUUACUAUGCUCGGAUAACAUUAAAUGUAUGAAUGUUAGGAUCAAAAUGCUAGUUUUAAAUGGUGUCAUCUGAACCUCAUUACACUUUUCUCAUUGAUCAAAACAACAUUUUAAUUUCUGAAUAUUCAGUAUGUAUAUAUAUAUACAUAACCACAGCUUGUAAAAGAGUGGUCAAUUAGACUUAUGGUUUGACAAAAAAAAUGGUUGGAAUUGAUUUUGAAUUAUGGGUUGAAUCAAGUAAGAUUUUAUUCUUGAUGGACUGUUUUGUUCUGGUUUGAUGUUGAAAUUCAAUAUUUGUACAGGUGUAGAGAAAAAAAGAAUCCUUUUCUUUUUGCAUCAAGUUUUAACUUCACAAAUAUAAGUAACUAAUUUAAUUGGAAUAUGAAAUUUGUAUAUAUUUCAAAGUUUUUGCAUUAUGACGGGUAAUAUAGAAAAUUGAUAUUUCUGUAUUUUUUUCGUUUGUAGUAAUUUAAUAGAACAUUCUUUCAACUUGUGAUUUUAAUGUACUCUCUGAAGACUUCUUGUUUGGUAUAAGAAACAUAAAAAGAAAAAUAUCAUUGAAUGAAUUAGGUUUUAUUAAAAUGAUCAUUUAAACAGUUUUUGAAUGAUAAAAGAUGAAAUAGCAAACAUGCGAUAUUCAUUUUUUUUCAUGAGAAAAAGUGUGCAUGAAUGGGUUAUUUUCGCAGAGAUAUAAAUUUAGCAAUUUAUGAUUUAAAACUUCUUUACAUACUUCUGUUUUCACAUUUUUUCUUGUUUCUGACUCUCAUCUUUCUUAAAUAUCAAAUUUAUGUUAUAUCUUGUCUGCAAAAUUAAUGAAAAUAUCUCACUUUGCAGUAAUUGGGUUUUCCCCUGUAUUAUAUUUGAUUUCUUCUGUGUGGUAGAAUUAAUGUAAUGAAAGUGCUUACAAUUGUGUGCCAGUGCCAAUGAAAUGAAUGAUAUUUGAACAGGCUAUGUUCAUUCAGUUUUUGCAAAGUUAUAUGUAUGUACAUGAUGUAACAGCCUUUUUCUAUAAUUCUGUAAAUAAGUUAUUUGCCAUGGACUUAUUUUAGUUUCUUGUCAUUACAAAGAAUUUGAAAAGUUCAUUGGAAACCUGGAUUGAUAGUUGUAUAUGAAAUUUGUUGCCUGUAAAAUUAAUUUCUUUGCAGUAUUCAGUGUUAUUAUUUUUUCUUCAAAACUGACCAUUACCAAAACAAUAUGAUACUUUUGGAGUAUUAUAAAUGCUGUAAGAAUACAUAUUUUUCCACAAAGUCUCCUUAGCAAUAUGAUAGUUGCUGAUAAAAAUUUCUCACUGUUACCAUUUUUUUUUCAAUCAUCCAGACCAGUGUAGACAAUUCACUGUUUCAGAAUCUGAUGCAUUCCGGGAAAUAUUUUCAAAAAUGUACACCAAAGCAUUGUGAUAGGUUAAAAAUGUCCUAAACAAUUGAAAUUCCACCAAUGACGUGAUGUUAUUGUCAUUUUGAGGUACGAACAAUAAAAUUUACCCAUAGUCCUUAAGAUUCUGAAAUGGUCAAUUCAGAAUGCCUGUUUGAUGUAAUUCAUAAUGGAUUACCUAUUGAGGUCAUGUAGAUGAUCUUUACUUGUUCAUAAGUGUUUGGUUUAAUUUGAAGAUAAUGAUAAUCUGUAGGUAAAGUUGUUAUAUUUUUAAUAUUUUAUCACUACUGUAGAAAAAUUUUUGGUGUUUUAUGCAGUGAUCGAUCUGGUAAAAUGUUUUACUUUUUGAUAUUCUAAGAUUUUUGUUAAAAUAAGUAUCAAUUCACACAACAAGAAAAUGGUUUGUACUUGAAAUUGGGAAUGUCAAUGAAUCUAAAAUGUUUGGUUUUCAAGAAAACUUUCUAUUGCUAAGAAUUAUUUUUUAUGUCGUUCCAAAGUUAUGGUAGUGCUUUUAUGAAUAAUACACUAUUUUUCUCAUGUUGAAUUAUGAUCUUGAGUCUUGAUAAAGUGUUAAAGAAUUUUAUUGCAAAAAAUUUUAACUGUUGAAAUCUAACACAAAUAGAUUAAUUCAGCUAAAUUUACUUAACAUUUUCUUUAUUUUAAGUAUGCAGUCUAAUCAAAAUUGUGGUAUGAUAAUUAUAAGUUUUAAAAAAAAUUCAAAUCAUUGAGUUAUUAAUUUUAUUUUUGAAAAUUUAAUGUUACUAAAAAAACAAGAGACAUUAAGUAGUCAACAUACAGUCUUCAGCAAAAGACAUGAUUCUAUCCAAUAUAUCAGUCUUGGAAGGUCUUGAUUAAAUUGAACGCAGACUAAUGCUUAUAUUCACUAUUCUUUAAAAGUAUAAUUUUGGCAGUAAUUUUGCACAAAAAAAGUAUGAUAAAUAGAAAGAAUACUUUAUUGGAGCUUGGACAGUAAAGUUGUAACAGGCAAUCUGAAGAAUAAAGUUGUUUAAAAAAAAAAGUAAAUAGAAAGUGCCAAAAAUGUGUCGCAUAUUGUUGACUGGAAAUCAUUGUUCAUUUUAAUCUCACUUUAAAAAUAGUUGAAAUGAACCUGCUGAAACCAACCAUACAUCAUAACAUUAAAAAUAUGUCAAAUGGUCAUACUAAAAACACCAAUCUUAAGUUAUGAACAUUAUGUUAUUGUUUCAAAUUGCUUUUACUGUAUUGAUAGUUUGUUUAAGUUUUGUAUAAAUGAUGUGGAAACAUUAUAAGGAAUAAUGUUUUUUGAAGUUUCUAAUUGUUUUACAUGUAAAUACUGAAUGCUGAGUUAAGUUAAAAAUGAAUGAUUGUACAAAGUAUGUUAUUUAAAACUGAAAUUGAAAUAGAAUCUUAUCAUCAUC
Molecule: messenger RNA, 14074 nt
Organism: Mytilus californianus (California mussel)
Lineage: Eukaryota; Metazoa; Mollusca; Bivalvia; Mytilida; Mytilidae
Exons: 16
Coding region: 288-9119 (2943 amino acids)
Molecular function (GO): protein binding
Source: RefSeq, a predicted model, not a curated record